UGUUCCGUCUUGGUUGAAUUAGAAUGGGAGAAGUGGCUGCUCAGAUUCCGACGAGGUUCGGCCACGAGCUCAGGGCUUGUCUUCGAUGCCGCCGUGUCAAAAUCUACGAUCAGAUUAGGGAUUCUGGGUGCGAGAAUUGUCAUUUCUUCAAGCUAGACGAGGUUCCUGAGCGUAUCGUCGAUGUUACCACCCUUAACUUCAACGGAUCGUCACCCACAACAGCAGCCGAAGAGGAAAAUAAAACGAACUCUCUCUACUACUCGCUCUCGCUCUUGCUCGCGUUCCCAGAUUCUUCGAUCGGCGAAACCUUUAGUCAUCUAAUCUCCGCAGAGCUGCUGUGCAGUGAUGGCUACUCUCGAGAAGGAUCUUAUGUUCUUGAUUCUUCAAUUUCUCGAUGAAAAGAAACACAAGGAAACUGUUCACAGAUUGGAAUCGGAGUCUGCUUGUUACUUCAACAUGCGUUACUUUGAAGAACUUGUGGCUCAAGGCAAGUGGGACGAAAUGGAGAAGUAUCUUUCUGGAUUCACCAAGAUUGAGGAUAACAAACAGUCCAUGAACAUCUUCUUUGAAAUCCGAAAGCAUAAGUAUCUCGAAGCAUUAGAUAAGCGUGAUCAUGCAAAAGCUUUGGACAUAUUCUUCAAGGAUCUGAAGGUGUUUGAAUUAGAAACUUAUAAUAAAGAUCUCUUCAAGGAAAUGUCCCUGCUUUUGACAAUGGAUGACUUUAGAGCUAAUCCGAAAAUCUCCACGUACGGGGAUACAACGUCGGCAAGGGGUAAUUUGUUCCGUGGAUUAGAAAAACUGAUAGAGGCUAAUCCACUUCUCCGCGACAAACUUCAGUUUCCUGUUUUGGGGACUUCAAGGCUGCGUACUCUAAUCGGGCAAAGUUUAAACUGGCAGCAUCAUCUAUGUAAGAAUGCUAUGCCAAAUCCUGACAUCGAAACUCUGUUUGUGGACCAUACUUGCGACCAACCGAUUACUAUUUUUCGGCCUGUUCCACGUGCAACAAUCCCACCUUCUCUUUUAGAAUGGAUCUCUAAUCCAGCUGCUAUUUUAGUGGGCCCUCAGACUCCUUCUGGUCAUAUGGAAAAUCAAACUGCUGAUUCUGACAAUCCUUUGAAGAGGUCAAGGCCGUCUGGAACCUCACAGGAGGUGAGUAAUAUUUCGCCAGUUCCAUAUUCUGGCCAGCCCCAUGGACGUAAUACAAUAUCACUUGAUGAGUUUCCCAAGGUAGUUGUUACAACUCUUGCUCAGGGUUCACGUGUCACGAGCAUGGACUUCCAUCCAAUUCAGCAAAUUUUACUACUGGUUGGUACAAUUGGUGGUGAUGUUUUCCUGUGGGACGUGGGUGCUCGUCAAAUGAUUUCGGAGAAGGGAUUUGAAGUCUGGAAGCUUGAUGCUUGUUCAAAAGAAUUGCAGGCAUCUUUUAGCGAUGAUGAGAGGGCAUCGGUAAAUCAUGUGGCAUGGAGUCCUGACGGAUCUCUAAUUGGCGUUGCAUACUCAAAAAACAUCGUCCAUAUCUAUUCCUUUGAUGGGGGCAAUGACAUACGCAAUCAUCUGGAGAUUGAAGCUCAUACAGGAAGUGUUAACCAUCUUGCCUUUUCAUAUCCUAACGAACAACUAUCUGUUGUUACUUGUGGCAAUGACAGACUCAUUAAGGUUUGGGACGCUUUUACGGGGGCUAAACGGUUAACUUUUGAGGGCCAUGAAGCUCCUGUGCUCUCUGUUUGUCCUGACCAGAAGAAAAAUAUUCAGGUUAUCUUGUCAACAGCAACUGAUGGAGAAAUAAAAGGUUGGUUUUAUGAUGAUGUUGGUGCGAGUGUUACCUAUGACGCACCUGGCCAUUCUUCGACCAGAAUGGCAUUCAGCAGUGAUAGAGCAAGGUUGUUUUCCUGUGGUACAAACAAAGAAGGAGAGUCAUUCUUAGUCGAGUGGAAGGACGGUAAAGGCUCCAUAAAAAGAACAUAUCAAGGCCUUGGACAACGUGCUGUAGGGAUUGUACAAUUUGACACGACCAAGAAUAGAUUCUUAGCUGCUGGCGAUGAGUCGACUAUCAAAAUUUGGGACAUGAACAACACAAAUCUUCUGACAACUAUUCAUGCAGAUGGUGGCUUACCGGCUUCUCCUUGUGUUAGAUUUAAUAAGGAAGGAACACUUUUAGCUGUCUCAACCAGUAACCAUGGUGUUAGAAUUCUCGCUACUGAUGAUGGAUUAAAGUUUCUGAAAACAGUAGAAAAUCGCACGCUUGCCACUAAGGUUCCUGGAGGUGGAGGUGGUGGUUUUGGUUCUUCAAGUGCAAAUGCAGGAAUAACUAUGGCAGAUCAAUCUACCUCUUUUGCAGCUAUGAAGAAAAAUGAAGUGCGACCUCUGGCUGAUGGGAAGCCCAGAACCUCUAAUGUUUCAGGCGAAGGAUAUACAAAGUGGAAAGUUACAGAGAUUACAGAGCCAUCUCAGUGCUACUUCUUGAGGCUCCCCGACAAUGUGACAGACACGAAGGUUUCCAGAUUAAUCUACACAAAUUCUGGCUCUGGAGUAUUAGCCUUGGCAUCUAAUGCAGAGCACAAGUUGUGGAAAUGGCAGAAUAGCGAUCCUAAUCUGGCUGGAAAGGCAACGGCUAAUACACAUCCAGUAUUAUGGAAACCUAAAAGUGGGAUUACGAUGAUUAAUGAGACAAGUGAUAAAAACCCGGAAGAGGCUAUUCCUUGUCUUGCCCUCUUAAAGGACUCCUACCUUGUGUCAGCUUCAGGCGGGGGAAUCUCUGUGUUCAACAUGGUGACCUUCAAGGUGAAUAACCGUAUCUUCCUUGUAAAAUUUCAUUAAAGAUGUGAAAAUGUUUAAUGCUCUAAUAUGAUGUAUAGACUGCAAAGACGUACAUGUAUCCACCGUCUGCACCAACAUUCGUUGCGUUUUUUCCUUCAGAUGUGAAAAAGUCAGUUUUGUCAUUUGUGAUGCUUUGAGAGAUUUACAUGGGGUUUGUAUUAUAUUCAAUUAUACCCCCUAA
Molecule: messenger RNA, 2998 nt
Organism: Brassica oleracea var. oleracea
Lineage: Eukaryota; Viridiplantae; Streptophyta; Magnoliopsida; Brassicales; Brassicaceae
Product: topless-related protein 4-like
Exons: 23
Coding region: 346-2817 (823 amino acids)
Biological process (GO): regulation of DNA-templated transcription
Molecular function (GO): protein binding
Source: RefSeq, a predicted model, not a curated record